Lepisosteus oculatus (spotted gar) is the source of this 3662-nucleotide messenger RNA. RefSeq names its product GATA binding protein 4 (gene gata4). Gene Ontology annotation, cellular component: nucleus. Gene Ontology annotation, biological process: negative regulation of transcription by RNA polymerase II; cell fate commitment; positive regulation of transcription by RNA polymerase II. Gene Ontology annotation, molecular function: RNA polymerase II cis-regulatory region sequence-specific DNA binding; DNA-binding transcription factor activity, RNA polymerase II-specific; zinc ion binding. The record is from RefSeq and is a predicted model, not a curated record. NCBI's taxonomy places the organism in Eukaryota, Metazoa, Chordata, Actinopteri, Semionotiformes, Lepisosteidae.
AAGGAACCUUUUGCUUACAGUGGUAGUUCGAUCGAAUUCCACAACAAGGUGGGGGGAGCGAUUAGAGAAAGAGGAGGAGAGAGCGGAGAGAGAGGCGCAACAGGAGAGGAGAAGCAGUUGAGGUUUUGGCAGGUCCUCGGGAAAUCAACAGCCCCGAGUUUCUCCCAUUCACGUGAGGACACUUACCAGCUUCUAUCUCCCGAGGAAUCCCAUUACGUUUUCGUUGUGUUAUGUGCGACUUGUAAAUACUAAAGCUAUCAAACAAGAUCCGGACGUAGAUCUUUGUAUGGAUAAAAACUUCUGUUCGGAAAACCCUGUCUCACCUACAGUAGGUUCUCUAUUGGAAUACGGAGGAUUUUAGCGCGCAGUGGAAAACCGUAACAAAUAAGGAUUUUAGCAGUCGUUUGUAUCACGAGGUACUCUGUACGAAUGGUAAAUCCAGAGUUGUGGAUAUGUACCAAGGCAUAGCAAUGACGACUAACCAUGGAGCCCCGUCUUACGAAUCCAGAUUCAUGCACAGUGCCGCAGCUACUUCGCCCGUCUUCGUGCCAACCACCCGGGCUACACCCAUGAUCCCCGCGUUGCCUUAUCUGCAGCCACACGCGGCCUCUCAACAAAACAGUCCGGUUUGCAGCCACUCUGGCUGGGCACAGAGCACAGAGGAACCGGUCCCUUCUUACACCACUGGCGGGUCUCAUCAGUCCACCAUGUCUCCACGCUUUACCUUUUCCACAAGUCCACCCAUCUCUGCUGCAGUCGCUGCAGUCCGGGAUAACGCGACAUACCCCAGCCCUCUGAACAUCUCUGCCAACGGCAGGGAACAAUACGGGACAAGGGGACUCGGCGGGUCUUACCACAGUCCGUACCCAGCCUAUGUGAGUCCUAGUAUGGGGGGUGGUUGGACCACGUCUCCCUUUGACAGUUCUGUGCUCCACAGUCUACAGCCCGGAGGAGCGCCGGGGACAGCCAGGCACCCUAGCAUAGACCUGUUUGAUGACUUUGCUGAGGGGCGGGAGUGUGUGAACUGCGGUGCCAUGUCCACUCCACUCUGGCGGCGCGAUGGCACGGGGCAUUACCUCUGCAAUGCCUGUGGACUCUACCACAAGAUGAACGGCAUAAACCGACCCCUCAUCAAGCCGCAGCGUCGUCUGUCUGCCUCCAGAAGAGUGGGCCUGUCUUGCACCAACUGUCACACCACCACCACCACCCUGUGGCGCCGCAAUGCGGAGGGAGAGCCUGUGUGCAAUGCGUGUGGACUUUACAUGAAACUGCAUGGGGUUCCGCGGCCGCUGGCAAUGAAGAAGGAAGGGAUCCAAACCCGCAAGCGCAAACCGAAGAACCUCAAUAAAGCCAAGCCAGCAGGGCUGCUCAGCGCAGACACCCGCACCCCUAGCACUCCUACUGCAAACUCCAGCACACAAGAGUUACUCCCAAUCAAAAUUGAGCCUGGGACCACUCCCCAGUAUGCACAACACAGCACUCACCAUCAGGCUUCAUCUUCCCAUGGUUAUAUGGCCGUCAAUAGCAGCGCCUCUUCUCUUAAGCUGUCACCCGUAAGUCAUGCGGUGACCUCAGGUUCCAAAACUGAGCCCUGGAACAGCCUGGUUCUGGCCUAGAAGAGCUCCGCAUUUAUGGAAACAGCUGGACAGAUACCCGUGCACAAACACAGCCCAGGAGUAGGAGCACCAAAGGAGAAUUCAGAUGGAUCAACGUCAAUGUUUGUAAAUUGUUUCACCUUUCCAUUGAUACCGAGUCUUCAGUGGGUGUCAGCAAACUUUCAUACACUGAUGUACACAUUUCAAUUUUGUUGUGAUGUAGCGUGAAGACACCUUUUUUUUACAAAAUUUAAAAUUCCUCUUUUCUUCUGUGGAAGUUGAGCCCCAGACCUUCUUACAAAUGCCUUUUUUGACAUUCAAUACAAAUUUCUAUUUUUUAAAACUGCUACUGUAUUUAUUCCACGUUAUUCAAGAGUCCUGGACAGCCCAUGAGCCUGAUACACAGACAAAUUACAAAAAUUUGUUUUGUAAACGUACAUUCCAAAAGAUUGUUCGUUGGUUUUGAAUUGAAACAAUCCAAUUUAAUUAGGAAUUUAACAGUUUAACAUUCCUAAUAGUAAAUGGAAUAGAGUUCCACAGAUAGCAGGGAAAUUAGUUGAAAAAUCUGGGCUCAGAUUAUUCUGUUUUGGAACAACCAAUAAAUAUACCAUUUUUAAUUUAAGGAAUAAUGUGUAACAUCUAGAAAUAGGAGCUUUAAGUCAGUGGAUACUAGUUUGUGGAGAACUUUAAAGUAUAUAGCACCUGCAGCCCUGCAGUGAGUACAAAAAUAAUCCUGAAAUACAUACGGUAUAUUGUUUAACAUUUUAAUUUUAUGCUUUCACUAUGCCAGUCCAAUGCUACUAUGUGUUCAAUAGCCUAAGUGUGGCAACUAAACAAGUUCUUUUAUUUGGAAAGGAAUCUAGGCACAGAACAAGAGCAACCAGUACAGCCAUUAAGACGAAUAAUUUCAUAACUGCUUUACACAGAGGUACUAAAAGCAUUAGUGGCGUUUUGGCUUUUACUUAAUGGAAAAGAUAGAUACUGGAACAUUAUUGCAGUUGAAGCAUAUUCCAAAUUUAAUCUUUAUUGACACCGACUUGCGAUUACGAUUCCUGAGUCCUGAACACUGGUGAGGAGGUAGCAGUUGUUCCAUAUAAUUAUGCCUUUGCAUUGACGCUGCAAUCCAGCACUUCAGGGAAGUCAUAAGCAACAAUGUUUGUGUUCCCAGUAACCGCAGUCCACAGCUCAUCCUCAAAAAAAGUGGAAAAAACAUACUAUAUGUUCAACAGUACUGGAAGGCAGCGUCUUUGCAUUGCUCUUCAUCUGCCUCUCCUGAAAUAAAGUGUGGCCAUCUUGACUACACAAACAAUUCACAUUGUUUUUUUCAUUUUUUCACCUCCCAAGGUAUACGAAGAUAUUUUUCAGAUAUUAAGUUAUUUUAUAUGAACAUCUAACAAUAAAAUAAGAAAAAAGGAAUGAAUUUUAAACUGGAACUCGCAGGGACCAGGAUGCAGAUCAGUCCUGGGUACUGCACCACUACCUUCCUGUUGAAAAGGAUGCAACAUGAUCUGUUCAAAGUGAGUGUGAAGAUGCAAAACCUCUCACAUGUUUCUUCCAACAGAGGAACAUAAGAACACAAGAAAUGCUAUAAACAAAAGAUAAGAUGAUUGGUAUCUAUCAAUUCUUUUAUUUCCUCUAGCUGCUUUUUGUGAGAAGCCAGGGUAGCAGCUUCAACAACAUGGCUGGGUUGCUCGUCCCAUACUCCCACAAGCCUUUGUAUAAAAGAGUGACUUCUAAACUCAGUCUUAACGCUACUUCCCCUGAACUUCCACUUCCAUUCUCUUUGGAUUAUGUGACACAGCCAAAGUGAGACAGGGUAAUGCAAAGAACACUGAAUUAAAAGCAGUCCUUUUAAUUAGAUGAUAUAUUUUGCUCACGAUGUUUGUUGUCAUGUUUAUGUAUUUUAACCAUUUGCAGUACCUGCCAUGUUUUAAAAAUGAAUAUGUAGUAGAGUGGUUUAUGGCAGGUAUAGAAUAAUGGAGUAUUUAUAUUAUGUAAUGAUUUAAAUUACAUAACAGCAUUUUUAUUUUUGCGUAUGUCAUAACAGAAAUUAAAUGUUUCAGAAGA